Molecule: messenger RNA, 15840 nt
Organism: Tachyglossus aculeatus (Australian echidna)
Lineage: Eukaryota; Metazoa; Chordata; Mammalia; Monotremata; Tachyglossidae
Gene: RNF213
Product: ring finger protein 213
Exons: 66
Coding region: 38-15598 (5186 amino acids)
Biological process (GO): negative regulation of non-canonical Wnt signaling pathway; sprouting angiogenesis; ubiquitin-dependent protein catabolic process
Cellular component (GO): cytosol; membrane; nucleolus
Molecular function (GO): ATP hydrolysis activity; ubiquitin-protein transferase activity; metal ion binding
Source: RefSeq, a predicted model, not a curated record
GAAACUGUGACCGGCAGGGACACCUUUCUCCGUGGACAUGAAGUGCGCUCACUGCCACCACUUCUCUAAGGAUGACAGCCCCAAGUUCUGCAGCCAGUGUGGGAAGCCGAUGGGAUCUAAGGUCCUGAUGCCAAAAAACAGCAGCGGCCCUGAGGCCUCCACCCCGAAGGAGGUGGAAAUGGAGGCCGGCGGAGAACUGAAAGUGGAAGAUCUUCCUCCUUCGAUCCCGGCUUCCGGUGGCGAUCGGCAGGGCAGUCCGGCUGAAUCCGUAUCGGACGCCUCAUUGGCUCAGCAGGGGAGCAAGAAGAAGAAGAAGAGGAAUAGAAAUAAGAAAAAGAACAAGAAUUCCUCUGAUUCCACCGAGCCCAAUUCUUCAUCCCUGUCCAGUUCGGAGCCAUCGAGUCUGAGUUCCCUUUCAAGCUUGGGGGUCCCGGAUGCCCAAGGCGUUCCUCAAGACGGUCCAGCGCCCGAGAACGGGUCGACCCCCCCGGCUCCCCAGGUUUCUGCCGGAAGCGACGGGGUCCAGGCCGGAGGGGAUCGAAUCCCGGAGCCCUCGGAGCCAGAGAGGCAGCUCGAGGGGCCGGGUCCCAAAGAGAGCAAAGGGAAUGAGGACUCCGGCAUUCCCGCGGGACCGGCCGGCGUCGGCAAGGAAGGAGACGGGCCGGGGGGUGUGCGGGAGGAGGGCGCUCCCGCCGAGCGGACGGAAGAGGCCGAUGGAAACGGGGACCGGGGCCGCCCCCGGGACCGAGAACGGAAGGAGGGCGGCGCCUCGCCGACUCCCCGGGUCCCCGAGGCCUCUCAGGGGGAUGGCUCCAAGCAGACUUCCCCUCCAACCAAAGCCGCCAGUCCUCCCCACCAGGAUCCCAACCCGAAGGGGCCCCCUCCCAAAUCUAAGGGGGUCCCCCCCGAAGAAAAGAAAUCCAACGCUUCGAAACCGCAAGCCAGCGCCCCAGAGCCCAAGGAGGCGGAGGCGAAGAACAAGCCGGCUAAGACGAGGAAGGGGUCGCUGAGAGAAACCGAGGGCGGGAUCCCGCAAGUGACCAAGCCGGAGGGAGCGCCCAAGAACUACGCUGCGGCCGUAGCUUCGGGCAGUCAGAAAAAUGCCAAGGAGCAGCAGAACAAGAAGGCUAGCGAAAGCGCGCUCAAAAUGAGACCGUUGAGUCCCGGCAGAGGGAUCCAAGUCUUCUUUCAUGCCAUCAUCUCGAGACAUUUCAACUUCAACUUUAAGCAAGAUAAAGUGUUCAUCAGGGGAGGGCCAGCCUUGGGGCGAGAGCAAUGGAAGGAAAAUGUCUGUGAGCUGAACUUCAGCAAGGACUUGGGAGAACAUGGGUUCCUCAUUGAGGGUUUGUGUACCAUUUCCAAGGAUCAGCUGGAUCAGAGUAUCCCGUACAAAUAUUUCUUGGUCUGCAAUGCAGCCUCAGAGUAUGAAUUCAUCUACAAAAAGAAGGAGUCGUUCGAACACGUAAAUCGUUGUCUGUUCAUAAAAUCGUCGUUGGUUACUGCAGGAGAAUGGCACCAGUACGAUGACAUAAUCUGCAAGAAGCCCGAAGAAGGUCUAUUCAAGAAGGUCAAGAAUCUGUUCUCAGAUGAAAAAAAAAAUGUGGUUAAAGGGAAGCACAUUGCUGGGGAAAUUAUGCUAGAGAGUAUCUUCAGCAUCCUCAGCUCCUGGAGCCCUGAGAAUGUGAAGAGCUUAUUCAGCCAGUUUUCUCAAUUCCUCUUUGUGGUGGGAAGGCCCAUGGUCUACGAAAAAGGGGCAAAAUUUUGGAGUGAUCUUGGAUUUGAAGAAAAAGAGGUGAAGCAGAUGGUGUGGACCUAUCUGAAAAGUCUGAUUUCACCCUUUUUGGAGAGGAACGCCACCGACCCUCUGCCCGACACCCUUCCGGUGAAGAGUAAAUUGCGGAUGGGACUGAUUAUCCUCAACUUGGUCAAACAGUUCGAGCUUCUGUACAGCAAAGAGGAUAUGCUCAAGCUCUGUAGCCUCCUCUGCCUGGACUCUAUGUCUCAAGAUACCUUGCAACAAGAACUGUCACUCACCAGGGAGGGGUUUUCGGGGAUUCCAAGAAUGAAAGAAUCCUUGAAGGAUCUCUGCAGGGAAUGCAUCAGCAAGGAAGUCCAUCACUGGGUGUGGGUCCUCCCUGUCUUCCACUUCUUUGCGGAGCCCUUCCCCGGAGACCAGCUCCCUCCGAACCAGCCCGAGGAGUCGUGGGCGGGCCUGGAGGGCCUCCACUACCGCAGGCCUUUGGGGAAGAAGAACGAACUGCAGCACCUCAUGAAGAGGAAAAAGCAUCUGCUGAAGGCAGACCAGAGGCUGUUCCGAUCUUGGUUCUUCCUGCUGCCUCUGGAAAGCUUGGCCAACUACAUGACCGAGUUUCCAGCCAACCUCCGCGACUGCCUCGUGGGAACUUGGUAUCGACUCCAGAAAAUGACCAUCUCUUACACAAAUCAGGAGACCAUCAGCGAUAUUCUAAUAAAGCUGCUGGACAUCAUGGACAGUAAUCAAGAAAGUAUCCUUCAGGAGGACUUGCUCAUGUGCUCAAAACUCCACGAGGCCGUCUGCAAAGCCACGAAAGAAUUUUACUUGUGCAUGCCCGCCUUAUCCGCCAAGAUCGUAGCCAGAGCUACAAGGGCUGCCCCAUCGGUGGAGCCCGGAGAAGUCCUGGAAAAUGAACCCGGGAAGCUCAGUUUAGUGAAAGAAAUAUUCCAUCGAGUCCUCAGCGACACCCUGAAAUGGUUCCAGCAGUGGUCGCGGUUCUGUCGCCUGGACUCCGUCUGUUUUAAGGAGGAACUUAAGGGUUGUAGCCGGUUUGUGAGCAUAAGCUUUGCCACGGAGGACCUGACGGAGGAGUGGAAGAGAUCUUUCCUUGGCAGUCUGGAAGAAAGAAUCAAACAGGAACGCCCAGUGGAGCAGAUUAAGGCGUACUGCAGGAGUCACCAGGAUUUUCAGGACCUGGAUUCCUCCAUCAACAAGUGCUUCGAGACCUGCGCCAUCGAAGCCGUGAGCUCGGCCUGCCAGUCUCAGACCAACAUCCUGGACAUGGUCGGCUCGAGCAACCUGGGGAAGUUCGGCUCCCUGGUGUCGGCCGUGAUCGCCAAGUCGUGGCCGAGCCGGAAUGGGAAUCACGUGGAUGAGUUGAAGGAGGUUUUGGAGCACUUGCUGACCUGGCCCGACACCCAACACCUCUUCAACUUGUACGGAACUAACCAGCAGAUCCUGGAGAAGAUUUCCGAGGACGCCAAGAAGCUGUUGGCCGUGGCCGAUUCGGUGUUCACGAAGGUGGUGGAUGACCUCCUGAGUGGACGGAUUCUGAUCAGACAUCUGGAGCAAAUCUCGGAGCACAAGAAAAAAUUUCAGGACAUGUGGGAAUUAAAGCAGAAGAGUCUUUCCCCCCAGGAGAAGAAGCAUGAUCUGAACAAAACGUUGUCCAGAAGGGAGAAUGAAUUAGAGUACAUAAAGAUGGAGAAAAGUUACGUGGAGUGUCUCCUGAUGAUGUGUCAGAAAGUGGAGUCGAUUAAAGUGGAGUUUGGAGAUAUCAAGAGGAUUCAUUCGGAAGACCUGGGAGGAAAGAAACUGCUCGAUGCAGUGGAAGUGUGGUUGCCGGACUCUCCUCCCCCAGAGAAAAAGAAAACGCAUUACAACCUGAGCCCCGACGUCCUGGAAAUGGCCCGGAAAAUGAAGUCUUUAAAGGAUAGCCACAUCUUCCAGAUGUGCUGGGAGCAAGAAGCCGGGAGUUUUGCGGCGGGCGAAGAACCAGAAGUCAUAACACUGGAGUUAGAAGACACCUGCUCCGCGCUCUUCCUCCCCUGCGUCUCCAAGUUCACCCUCCUGCAUAAGGAUCUGAAAUCCGGAGACCUGACGUUGGCGGAAGUGGACGCCGUCUUCAAAGACUUCGAGAACAAGUACGCGGAUCUCACCCGCGACCUCCGCGUCAUGUGCCAGUUCGACGGGAGCGACAGAGGGGACUGGAUCGACCCGAGGGUCCGGCAGAUCAGGGAGUACCACGAGCUGCACCUGGCCAUUGACUCCGCCAAGGUCAUCGCCAAGGUCAAAGACGACUUGGGCCUGACGGGCGACUUCGGUGUCCUGCAGACCCUGUUGAACUUCACCGAGGAGUUGCCGGCCUUCGGUCAGGAAAAACUGGAUCGCAUCAACAAGCAGCUCAUCCACGCCAAGCAGCUGCUGCAGGAGAUCAACGAGACCCGUCGCCGGUGUCUGGAGGAGAUCUCGCUCAGAAAGGAAUUCAUAGGAUGGGUCCGGGAGGCUCUGGAAGACAUCAACGAACUGAAGGUGUUUGUGGACCUGGCGUCCAUCUCGGCGGGGGAGAACGACAUGGACGUGGACCGGGUGGCCUGUUUCCACGAUGCCGUGCAGGGCUACGGGGCCUUGCUCUACAAGCUGGAGCCGGGGGCCGACUUCGACCAGUUCAUGGACUGCGUGAAGGAGCUGUGGAAGGCCCUGGACAAUGACCAGCACCUGCCCGAGAAGCUGCGCGACUCCGCUCGGCACCUGGAGUGGCUGAAGACGGUAAAGGAAAGCCACGGCUCGGUGGAACUGUCCUCCUUGUCGUUGGCGACGUCCAUCAACAGCAAAGGCGUCUACAUCAUCAAGGCCCCCAAGGAAGGCCAGGAGGUUUCGCUGGACGCCGUCCUGACUCUGACCCUUACGGAGAGCCACGCCGACGUGGAGGAGGUGCGUCACUAUUCCCUGGAGGAACUGAAGGAGCUGCUGAAUAAACUGAUGCUCAUGUCCGGCAAGGGAGACCAGAGCAACGUGGAGGUGGAGAGGUUUUCCGAGGUGUUCUGCAAUGUCCAGAGGCUGGCCCAGGCCUUCAUCAACCUGCACUCCUCCGGGAACCUGCUGUUCAGAGCCUGGACGGCGGCGGUGACCUGCUCCCCCUCCUCCUCCUCCUCCUCCUCCUCCUCCCCCCGCAGCGAGGCCCGCGUCCUCAUGGACUUCCGGCUGGAGGCGGUCGGGCGGCUGAGCGGGCGGGGAGAGGCGGGCGAGAUGCUGGCGGCCCUGUGCAGGCAGAUGGAGCGCUUCCUGGACCAGUGGCAGCGAGUCGUGGCCCAGAAACGCGCCACCCACUUCUACCUCAACUACUACAGCGCCGAGCAGCUGGUCUACCUGGGCCGGGAGCUGGGCGAGGGGAGCCCCGCCGAGGCGGCCCUCACCAUGCUGUCCUUCAUCAAGGGCGACUGCAGCCAGGGCGACCUCCUGGAGGCGGCCUCCCGGCGGGCCCCGGCCGCUGCCGCCGGCCGGCCGGCCGGGCCCCCCCGGGCGCCGGACUCGGAGGCGGACCUGGGGACGGAGCUGAGGGCGGCGUGGGAGGCCCACCUGGCCGAGGCGGGCGCCUUCUUCCCCGGCCACCUGGACCUGGACGCCCUGGGCCUCCGGCUGGCCGGCCUGGCCGCCCUGGCGGGGCCGCCGGUCCUGCGGGACCUCCCCGGGGGCCUGCGGGCCGGCCGGCCCAACCUCGUCGUCUGCCCGCCCGCCGAGGUGCUGGCGUCGGCCCUGGCCGUCUACAUGGAGAGCCCCGGCCAGCCGCUGCCCGCCUACGACGAGGUCCUGCUCUGCUCGGCCGCGACCGGCUUCGAGGAGGCGGCCCUGGUCCUGCGCCGCUGCCUGACCCCGGGCUACGGGGGCCGCAAGGUGUACAGCCUCGUGCACGCCGACCAGCUGAGCUACGACGUCAGCUGCCGCCUGGAAGAGCUGUUCCAGAGGCUGAGCGGGCAGCCCCACCGCCCAGACUACCGGCUGGUGCUCGUCUGCAGCGCCGAACGGGACCACUGCUACAUCCCGUCCGCCUUCAGCCAGUACAAGGUCCUCGUCACCCCGCAGCGCCCGGCCCGCGACAUCCGGGACUAUCUGGCCCGCCACCUCCACGCCCCCGAGGCCUGGUCGGCCGCCCGCGUCUUCCAGGGCCAGAUGUGCGUGGGAUUCGUCACCUCCCAGAGAGCGGGCGUCGGAAAAUCGCUGUACGUGAAGAGACUGCACGAGAAGCUGCAGGAUAAGUUCCCAGGUCAGGACGUGCCUCUGAAAACCAUCCGGCUGAUCGAGCGUCAGGUGGAUGAAAGCAAAGUGCUCCAGUCCCUGCUGCCUUUCCUCGACGCCAAGCACCAGAAAAACGCCAUGAUCUUCCAUCUGGACGUCACUUCUUCGGUUCAGAGCGGCGUCUGGGAACUCCUCUUCAAGUUGCUGGUUUUACGGCACCUGAUGGACACGAACGGGAAGAUGUGGCUGCGGCGGCGACGCCAUCUGUACGUCAUUGAGAUCCUGGAAGUGCCCCCGGCGACCCCAGAGGGACCGUCCAAACCGACCCCGCCCGGGCCGAGGUUCAGCUUCCUGGACGCGUUCCCGAAGGUCACGUGCCUGGCUCCCAAGCGGGUCCUGGAGAUGUACGCGGAGACGGGCGGCCCCCCGAGCCCCUCGACCCCGGGGAUGGACCCGCGGGAGUUCGUCAGCGAGCCCUUCCAGCGGGCCUCCCAGUACCUGCGGCGCUUCGACCGCAGGCAGGACCUGGACGGGUUCCGCUACGCGGCGGGCUCCGUGGAGGGCACCCCGGCCGAGUGCCUGCAGCACCUGCUGCUGCACUGCGGGGUGACGGACCCCUCGUGGGCCGAGCUGGGCAACUUCACCCGCUUCCUCAACGUCCAGCUCCGGGACUGCGAGGCGUCCGUCUUCUGCGACCCCCAGUUUGUGGGCGACACGCUGGUGGGCUUCAAGCACUUCGUGGUCACCUUCAUGAUCCUCAUGGCCCGCGACUUCGCCACCCCGUCGCUGACCACCUCGGACCAGAGCCCGGGCGGGCGGGCCCCGGCCCCGGCCGGGGUCCCCGAGGAGGAGGAGGAGGAGGAGGAGGAGGAGGAGGCGGGCCCGGCCCCCUUCUCCCUGCGCAAGAAGUGGGAGUCGGAGCCGCACCCCUACCUCUUCUUCAACGGCGACCGGACGUCCGUGACCUUCCUGGGCUUCCACCUGCGGGAGAACCCGGCCGGGGGCGUGGACGCCCUGAGCCCCUCGACGGGGCGGGUGAUCAAGCGCAACGUCAUGAGCCGGGAGCUGCACGGGGGCCUGCGGCACCAGAAGGUGCCCUUCGACGUGGACUUCGACGCGCUGCCCCGCCACGAGAAGCUGGAGCGGCUCUGCACGGCCCUGGGCCUCCAGUGGGCCCUGGACCCGGACGAGACCUACGAGCUGACCGCCGACAACGUCCUGAAGAUGCUGGCGGUGGAGAUGCGCUUCCGCUGCGAGAUCCCCGUCAUCGUCAUGGGCGAGACGGGCUGCGGGAAGACGCGGCUGAUCCGCUUCCUGACGGAGCUGCGGCGGGGCGGGGCGGACGCGGAGACCCUGCGGCUGGUCAAGGUCCACGGCGGGACGGGCGCGGCCCAGAUCCACGCCCGCGUCCGGGAGGCGGAGGCGGCGGCCCUGGCCAACCGGGCCCGGCACGGGCUGGACACGGUCCUCUUCUUCGACGAGGCCAACGCCACGGAGGCGGUGGGCUGCAUCAAGGAGGUCCUGUGCGACCGCACGGUGGACGGGCGGCCGCUGGCGCCGGACUCGGGCCUGCGGGUCGUGGCCGCCUGCAACCCCUACCGCCGGCACAGCCCCGAGGCGGUCCGCCGGCUGGAGGCGGCCGGCCUGGGCUACCGGGUGCGGGCGGCCGAGACCCGGGACCGGCUGGGCUCCGUCCCCCUGCGCCAGCUGGUGUACCGCGUCCACGCCCUGCCGCCGGGCCUCAUCCCCCUGGUCUGGGACUUCGGCCAGCUGGACGACGCCACCGAGGGCCGCUACGUCCGGCAGAUGGUCCAGCGGCUGACCCGCGGGGCGGGCCUGGCCCCGGCCGGGCUGCGGGUGGUGGCGGAGGCGCUGGCCGCCUCCCAGAGCCACCUGCGGCGCCGGGGCGGCGAGUGCGGCUUCGUCAGCCUGCGGGACGCGGAGCGCUGCGUGACCGUCUUCCGCUGGUUCCUGGAGCACAGCGCCUGGCUGCUGGGGCCCCCGGCCGCCGGCCGGCCGGACCCGGUCCUCUGGGCCCUGGUGCUGGCGCUGGCCGUCUGCUACCAGGCCUCCCUGGAGGAGCGGGCCCCGUACUGGGAGGCCAUCUGCCCGCUGCUGGGCCCCGGCCCCCUGCGGGAGGGCCGGGCCGUCCUGGCGGAGAUCGGGCGCGUGCAGGACCUGCUCCUCGGCGGCGUCCCGCUGCGGGGCAACAUCGCCCGCAACCGGGCCCUGAAGGAGAACGUCUUCAUGAUGGUGGUGUGCAUCGAGCUGAAGAUCCCCCUGUUCCUGGUGGGGAAGCCCGGCAGCUCCAAGUCCCUGGCCAAGGCCAUCGUGGCGGAGGCCAUGCAGGGCCGGGCGGCGCCCACGGCCCCCUUCCGCCGGCUGAAGCAGGCUCACCUGGUGUCCUUCCAGUGCAGCCCGCACUCCACCCCGCAGGGCAUCGUGGGCGCCUUCCGCCAGUGCGCCCGCUUCCAGCGGGGCAAGGACCUGCGGGACUACGUGGCGGUGGUGGUGCUGGACGAGGUGGGCCUGGCCGAGGACUCGCCCCGGAUGGCCCUCAAGGCCCUGCACCCGCUGCUGGAGGACGGCUGCCUGGACGACGCCCCGGCCCCGCACAAGAAGGUGGGCUUCGUGGGCAUCUCCAACUGGGCCCUGGACCCGGCCAAGAUGAACCGCGGCCUCUUCGUGGCCCGGGGCACGCCCGGCCAGGAGGAGCUGGUGGACAGCGCCCGGGGCAUCUGCGCCUCGGACGCCCUGACCCAGGAGCGGGUCCGGGGCUGCUUCGCCGCCUUCGCCGACGGCUACCAGGCCGUCUGCCGGGCCCAGGGCAAGGAGUUCUUCGGCCUGCGCGACUUCUACGGCCUGGUCAAGAUGGUCUUCGCCGCCGCCCGGGCCUCGGGCCGGCCGCCCGGCCCCGGGGACGUCGCCCGGGCCGUGCUGCGCAACUUCAGCGGCAGGGACGACGUCGACGCCCUGGCCCUCUUCGGCGCCUGGCCGCCGGGGGCCCGCCGCCCCGAGGAGCUGGCCCCGCUGCGGCUGGUGGGGCAGAACCUCUCCGGGGACGCCGAGGACCCCGAGGGCCGCUACCUCCUCGUGCUGACCCGCAACUACACCGCCCUGCAGAUCCUCCAGCAGGCCUUCUUCCGGGAGGGCCGGCGGCCCGAGGUCGUCUUCGGCUCCGGCUUCCCCCGGGACCAGGAGUACGCCCGCGUCUGCCGCGACAUCAACCGGGUCAAGGUCUGCAUGGAGACGGGCCGCGCCGUGGUGCUCCUCAACCUCCACAGCCUCUACGAGAGCCUCUACGACGCGCUCAACCAGUACUACGUCCACCUGGGCGGCCAGAAGUACGUGGACCUCGGCCUGGGCACCCACCGGGUCAAGUGCCGGGUGCACCCGCGCUUCCGCCUGGUCGUCGUGGAGGAGAAGGAGGUGGUCUACGCCCGCUUCCCCGUCCCGCUCAUCAACCGGCUGGAGAAGCACUACCUGGACCUCAGCACGGUGCUGGACGGGCGGCACCGGGCGGCCGCCGAGGAGCUGGAGGACUGGGCGGCCAGGUUCGCCGCCCUCCGGCCGGGCGCGGCCCCGGCCCGCCCCGGCUACGGCCCGCCCGACGUCUUCGUCGGCUACCACUCGGACACCUGCGCCUCGGUGGUGCUGCAGGUGGCGGGGAGGCGGGGGCGGGAGGACGGCGCCCGCGGGGCGGCCGGACUGGCCCAGGAGGCCAGGCUCGUCCUGCUCCACUGUGCCACCCCCGACGCCGUGAUCCGCCUGCCCGCUUCCAAGCUGGAUUCCCAGUCGGCCCGCGCGUUGGCCGAGGAGUACUUCCGUCGGCAGCGGCACGGCUCCCUGGCGGACUUCCUCCGGGCCCACCUCCGGGGGAUGGCGGCCGGCCGCCCCGCCGCCUUCACCGAGGUCACCACCUUCUCCCGGCUGCUGACCGGCGUGGACGCCGAUUCUCUGCAGGCGGAAAUCGGGGACAGGGCUCAGAGGCCUCGGAUCCUGUCGCUGCAGCAGUUCGACACGGAGUACUCGUUCCUCAAAGAGAUCCGCAACUUCCUGAACCCCCCGGACGGAAACAAAAUCCUGAUCAUUCAGACGGACUUCGAAGACGGGUCGCAGAGCGCUCAGCUCAUUGCCUCGGCCAAGUAUUCCGUCGUCAACGAAAUCAACAAGGCGGAGCUGACCGGGGGCUGCAUCUCCGUCUAUUUCAUCACCAAACUCUCCCGGGCCGAGAGUGGGACUUCCUACGUGGGCUUCCACGGAGGGCUGUGGCAGUGCGUGCACAUCGAUGACCUCCGGAGACCCACUUUCAUGGUCUCGGACGUCACGGCGUUGCAGAACAUCUCCAUCAGCCAGCUGUUCAGCCAGCAGGACGAUGAGUCUCAAGAAGCAGCGCCCGAAGCUGAAAGCGGCUCCGCGGCGGGCAUGGAAACCGAACCGGAGGGAGGCCGCGAAGCCGAGAUGGAAGUGGAGGAUGAAAAUCCGAUGGAAGUCUCCGAGGAGAAGAUGGAGGAGGAGCCCUCUGAGACGCGGAGAAGUCACGUGGAGGUCCUGGACACCACCAACCUCCUGCGGAGCUGCGUGCAGAGCGCCGUGGGCAUGCUGAGGGAGGAGGAGGGGACCCCGAGCCGCAGUCCGCGGCGCCUCGAGGUGCUGCUCGGCCUCCUGGCAGAAGAGGACGGCCGGCAAGCUCCGUUCUUGCGGGUGGCCAAGGCUCGCCUCUCCUCCCUCCUGAGUAAACAGGAGGAAAAAAUUUACCACUACAACGUGAAGGAGUGGGUGGCCAGGGAAGCCUGCAACCAAGAAGCCCUGCAGGAGGCAGGAACUUUCAGAUACAGCCUGUGGAAGCGAGUGCAGAACACGGUGACUCCUGUCCUGGCCAGCGUGGUGGCCUUCGUCGACCGAGACUGCAAUCUGGAUUUGCUGGUCUCCCCCGAGUCUCCCCCUUGGGUGAGAAGUCUCUGGAUGUUCAUCUUCGGCAACACGAAGCUUCUCGUGAUCCCGCCCGUGGCCAUCAGCGGGGGAUCGCCGCCGUCCAGAGCCCCGCUUCUGGUGCAGAACGACAUGAGGCUGCCCGAGAACGUCAGCAACAGUGUCCCUUUCAGCUGGAGGAUCAAGGAGUACUUGGAAGAGCUUUGGGUGCAGGCCCAGUACAUCUCCAGCGCCGAAGGUUCGGCGGAAAAGUUUGUGGACAUCUUCCAGCAGACGCCCCUGGGCAAAUUUAUCUCCCAACUGAGCGAGGAAGAGCGGCAGAGUCUCCUUCACCGCUACCUCAGAGACUUCCUCCUCCUGACGAUGAGGGUGGCCACCUGGGAUGAACUACAGUUUCUGCGGCUGGCCCUGUCGUCGGGCCUGGAGCAGCUGAAGGCGGCGAAGAGCCCGGCGGUGGAGGAGGUCUCCCUGCCUUGGGUGCACCUGGCCUACCAGCACUUCAGGAGCCGCCUGCAGAACUUCUCUCGCAUCCUGGCCGUCCACCCGCCCGUGCUAGACGCCCUCAAACGAGCGGAGGACAGUUAUGACCUGAACAGCUCAGAGAUGGCCGUGGACGUGUGCGCGGCCCUGGCCUGUGCGGAGAUGUUGCGGGACGGCGUCCUGAAGCCCAGCCCCAAGGCCUGGUUACAGGUGGUGAAAAAUCUGCGCAUGCCCAUUGAGCUCGCCUGCUCGGAGAGCCACUUGCAAGACGCCGGGAAACUGUGCAGGAUUCUGCUUCAGAAGAUCAAGAACCAGUGGAAUCAGGUGUUCUCCAUGGCUCUGUUCGUGGAACACGUCCUGUUGGGGACCGAGGCUCAGAUCCCAAACCUGCAGGAACUCGUGAAGAAUUACGUCUCCCUCUUGGGCAAGUGCCUGGAGGAUAAUGCCGACAUCAAGACGUUGAAGCCUUUCGCUGCGGUGAUAGCCACGCUCUGUCGGUGCAAGGAAACAGUCAGCCAGACCUACUUUCGGUAUGGCUUGGUGCCCUGUCCGAUCUGCCUCGGGGACCCCAAGGAACCAGUCUGCCUGCCGUGUGACCACGUGUUCUGCCAACAAUGUAUCACGCAGUGGUUGAUCCCGGGACAGAUGAAUUGCCCCUACUGUCUGACGGAUCUGCUGCACGGGUUCUCCGUGACCGUCUCCAAAGAGCACAGGGCCGCCUUCACCAAGCAUGCCCAGUUUCGUCAGAUGUGUAACAGCUUCUUCAUCGACCUGGUCUCCAGUAUGUGCUUCAAAGACAACACUCCCCCAGAGAAGAAAGUCAUCGAAGAGCUGCUCUCUCUGCUUUUUGUCCACAAGAAGCUCCUGAGAACUGUCCCUCAGGCAAGCACCCAGUACACCAAGUCCCUGUCCCCUUUCGACGACGUGGUGGAUCAAACGCCCGUCAUCCGCUCCGUGGUGCUCAAGCUGCUCUUGAAAUACAGUUUCCACAACGUGAAAGAAUAUCUCCAGGAGUACCUGUCCCAGAUAGAGAAGAAGCCAUUCUUGGACACGGACAAAACCGAACUCUAUUCGCUCUUCAUUAACUGCUUAGAGGACUCGAUAGUGGAGAAGGCCGGCUCCUGCUCCCCGAGCGGCGGCGGCAGCGGCGGCGGCGACGACGGGCUGAACAACCUGAAGGAAGAAGGCCAUUUCCUCCGGAUCUGCUCCCCGCUGCAGCAGGAGGCCACGGGGGUGGUCACCGAGGCCUCGGUGGAAUACCUCCAGGGGGUGGCCCGGAUCCGCCUCUGCCUGGCCCGAGCCGCCGACCUGCUCUUCGAACAGCACCAGGACCCAGAGUUGUCCCGGGAGAAGCAGAGCUACCUGCAGGAGGUGAAGCGCUUCUGCCUGGAGGCGCCCAGCGACUGGUAUCAGGUGUACCUCGUGCGGAAGCUGACCGACCAGUUUGGCAUGGAGUUUGCCCAGAGCCUAGGCGGCGAGCCUCGCUUCCAGUGGGUGUUCCCCCAAGAAAUCCUUCAGCAGCAGAAGGAUCAGCCGGGCCAGAUGGAUCGGUACCUGGUGUGCGGAAACAACUACAAGGCGCUGCGCGAUGCCCUGGGCAAAGCCCUCAUCAAGUGCGACGUGGAGAUCAUCGUGAAAGCUCAGGAGGCGUGUGACAGCUGUGGAACCGAACAGGCGGUGUACCUGCUCCUGGCGAUUUUCCAAGAGCUGACCCUCCUCUACAAGUCCCCCAACCCAAGCGUCCACCCCAGGGCAGAGCAACUGGAGACCGUGACCAGGUUCAUUGAAGGAGCCCAGGUCCUGGCCCCUCCAGACGUGCAGAAGGUGGCCAAGUCUCUAGUGACCAACACGUUCCAGUCGCUGCCCGUGAGCCCCGCUGACUCCAGCCACAGGGGACGGGUGACAGAGCUGGCGGUCCACGCUGCCGCCGUGUUGCUGUGCGGGAGCAACCCCGUGCUGGCCCCCCUGAGGAACCUGGCCUUCACCCCAGCCGCCAUGCAGGACUCUUUCCUUCCAACCAUGCCCGAAGACCUACUGGCCCAGGCCCUGACCUGGCAGUGGAACGGAAACGUCCGUUGGUUUCGAUGCUCCAACGGCCAUCCCUGCAUGGUGGGAGAGUGCGGUGCCCCAAUGGAGCGGAGCAGGUGUGUGGAUUGCGGCGUCACGGUUGGAGGGGAGAACCACAAAGCCGAUCAAGGCUUUCAGCUGGUCCAGAACGACACGGACAGGACCCAAAAGGGCCACGUGCUCGGAAGCCCCCACUGCAGGGAGACAGCGGCGGUGGGCGACAGGGAGCUGGCCCCGGUGGUCUUCGUCCUCCUCCGCCUGCUCACGCACCUGGCGAUGCUCUUGGGAAUCUCCCGGAGUCCACAGUCUCUGCUGACGAUGAUCAAGCCCCGGGUGCAGGAUGCGGGGAGCUUCCUCCUCCAGCACAUCCAGAAGGACCUGGAGCAGCUGACCAAAACCCUGGGCAAGAGCGCCGACGACACCGUCAACGUGGUCCACCUCGUCCUGGGCGGCCUCCUCAAGACGCCCCGGCCAGUCUUGGGCCACGAGCCCCUGGGUUUUGACCCGACGCUUUCCACCAAGGAGAGGAGAAACCGUUGGGAAAAGGUCGUCGCGGGCUUGAUGGUGCCCCAACUGAAGAACCUGGACGAGGCCCUUCGGGAGGUGAACCGCCGCAUCAGCCGGGACGAACGCAUCACCUCCAACCUGGUGGCCAAGAUGGUUUACGGCGACCCCACGCCCUUCCUGAGCCGCCUGCCCCGUCCCAGCACCGUUCACUGCUCCAGGAUCUGGACCUGCAGGAAGAAGGUCAGCGUCGACCACCUCCGUCACGUGGUGGAGCAGCGGGACGGCCGGGACACGGUGCCCAUCCUCUGGCACUUCCUGCAGAAGGAAGGGGAACUGAGGCUGGUGAAGUUCUUGCCCGAGAUCCUGGCCCUGCAGAGAGAUCUGGUCAAGAGGUUCCAGAAUGCCUCCGAUGUCGACUUCCACACCAUCAGAGUUUUCCUCAACAGCCACCGAUCAGAUGGGAUGAGGUGUCUGAUUCAGGAGAGAGUAGAAAUUUUCCUUUCCACGUGGAACCACCUGAGGCAGUCGAUCGAUACCAAUGGUGAGAUUAAGCUCCCCAAAGGUUACUGCGAUGCCGCCCUAACCCUGGACAGCGAGUUUGAGGUCCUCCUGCCCCGGCGGCGGGGGCUGGGCCUCUGCUCCACCGCUUUGGUCAGCUACCUCAUCGGCCUGCACAACCACUUUAUCUACACGGUGGAAAAGUACACCAAGGAGAGCAACAGCUACUCGGUCAGCCCCUCGGAGGUGACUGACCUGCACGUCAUCAGCUACGAAGUGGAGCGUGACUUGAUCCCGCUGAUUCUGGCCAACUGCCAGUACAGCGUGGAAAAAGGAGGGGAAACCUUGCAGGAGUUCGACCUGGAGAAGAUCCAGCGGCAGGCGACCGGCCGUUUCUUCCAGGGGAAGCCCCACCUCACCCUGAAGGGGAUCCCCACUCUAGUGUACAGACACGAUCGAAACUACGAGCGUUUGUUUCUGGACAUCAAGAACAAAAUGCCGCAGACCUCCCUCCCCAACUCGGUCACCAACGCGAUCGGCGGACACCUGCAGUCCUACAGCGACGUCUGCGAAGCCCUCUCGGUCACGGAAAUCACCCUGGGCUUCCUGGGCACGGCCGGCGGCGACCCCAACAUGCUCCUGAUCCCCUACGUCCAAGACGUCCUGCGGAUGGGCGACCAGAUGGGCUCCCCCGUACUGAAGGCCCUGAGCAGGUGUCACCUUAAACACACCAUCGCGCUGUGGCAGUUCCUCUCCUCCCACAAGUCGGAACAGCUGCUGAGACUCAAAAAGGAUCCAUUUGGGGAAAUCAGUGAGGCGUACAAGGCCGAACUCAGCGCCGGAAACACCCAACUCCUCAAAGCCUUCCUGAAUCAAGCCGGGCUGGAGGCCUUCCUGCAGGAGCUUCAUGAGAUGAUUGUCCUGAAAUUGAAGCACGCCCAGGAGGAAGGGGAAUUCAACCCGGAAUGGGGCUUGGGAGACACCCUGGUGAGUUAUAUCGAAACCAAAGAGAGUGACAUCCCUCCGAGGCUGGAGUCCAGCUUCCCCGGAGAGAUCCUCCUCUCCCACUGCGUGGCCGUCUGGAAGGCCACCGCGGCCCUCAAGCUGGACCGGCGGCUCCGAUGAGGGACCGAGACGUCCUGCCCGCGGCCCUCGGCCUCUCCCGCCCCGAGGGCCGAGGUGUCUGGGGCCUCCCGGAACUGGCACGUCGCCCACCCAUGAAGGCCGUGGGCGCCGCCUCAGGGAAGGGGAGGACGCACGACUUGAAGCUGGGAAGAAGCCAUCGCGUUGGGCAUCCCCAGACGGGGCGGGGGCCGAAUCCAAGCCCGCCCGUACCCCCUCCGUCCCGGGCCCACUCCGCUCCUCAA